Messenger RNA from Lasiodiplodia theobromae, 1371 nucleotides. RefSeq names its product Oxalate protein. The coding region runs from base 1 to 1371 and encodes 456 amino acids. Gene Ontology annotation, biological process: oxalate metabolic process. Lineage: Eukaryota; Fungi; Ascomycota; Dothideomycetes; Botryosphaeriales; Botryosphaeriaceae. The transcript is spliced from 4 exons. The record is from RefSeq and is a predicted model, not a curated record.
AUGGUCCAGUCUCUUUCGCUCCUGCUCGGCCUCUCUGCGCUUGGCGCCGUCCACGGCGCACCCGCAGUGGACCCAUUGCGCGGCUCCACGGACCUGCAGGGCUACAACCCGUCCAACAUCCUGACGGACGAGGACACGACGAAUGUGCAGUAUGAGCUGGCGCCGGGACAGACCAACGACGCGGACCUGGGCACCUUCCUGGACUUCUCCGACAUCGAGAACCCGCAGCCCAUCCGCGGCACCAAGGGCGGCACCGACCCGGGCCCGCGCAACCCGGAGGUCGACAGGCAGAACAGUGACAAGCUCGCGCCGCCCGGCACCGAUCAUGGCCAGACGAUCAACGCGCAGUGGAGCAUGGGUCUCAGCCACGCGAAGCUCGGGAAGGAGGGCGCCGGAUGGUCGAGGCAGCAGAACUUGAAUGUUCUGCCCGAUGCCACGGCCAUGGCGGGCGUCGACAUGCGACUUGAGCCCGGUGGCUAUCGUGAGCUGCAUUGGCAUGUGGCUGGCGAGUGGGCCCUGAUGCUCAAUGGCACCGUCCGCGUUCAGGCUGUGCAAGAAGACGGAAAGUCGUUUGUGGAUGAUGUCAGUAAGGGCGACGUCUGGUUCUUCCCUCCGGGCAUCCCGCACUCGAUCCAGGCCCUCGACGGCGGCGCCGAGUUCAUGCUCGUCUUCGAUGACGGAAGCUUCUCGGAAGACAACACUUUCCUCGCCUCGGAAAUCUUCGCUCACAAUCCUAAAGAGGUCCUGGCCAAGAACCUGCACGUCGACACUUCUGCUUUUGACGACAUCCCCGAGGGCGAGCUGUUCAUCUUCCCGGGCACACCGGCGCCCAAGGACAUCGAGGAGCAGAACGUGACCGGGUCGGCGGGCGUGCUGUCGGGCCCGGCCAGCUACACGUACCACUUCUCGGAGCAAGAGGCGCACGAGGUGCCCGGCGGCAGCGUCAAGAUCGUCGACCCGCUGACGUUCCCGGCCGCGCCCAACUUCAGCGCCGCCCUCGUCACCAUCAAGCCCGGCGCCCUGCGCGAGGUGCACUGGCACCCGAGCUCCGACGAGUGGUCCUUCUUCCUCGCCGGCACCGCCCGCGCCACCCUGUUCACCCCGCCCGACGUCGCCACCACCUUCGACUACCACGCCGGCGACGUCGGCUACUUCCCCAAGUCCAACUCGCACUACAUCGAGAACGUCGGCGACGAUGACGUGAUUCUGCUCGAGGUCCUGCAGGCCGACCACUUCUCCGACAUGAGCUUGAGCCAGUGGCUCGCCCUCACGCCGCACCAGAUUGUCAUCGAUACCCUGAACCUGUCCAAUGAGACGCUCGACGCCAUUCCGAAGGAGAAGGAGAUUGUUGUGUCGGGAGAUUCGUCCUGA